CUCGCCCCGCCGGCCCCGCGCCGCUUCCCCGACGUGCCGGAGGUCCCCGCCGCCCAUGGGACCCUUGGCGCUGCCAGCCUGGCUGCAGCCCAGGUAUAGGAAGAGUGCCUACCUCUUCAUCUAUUACUUAAUCCAGUUCUGUGGUCACUCAUGGAUUUUGACAAAUAUGACAGUCAGAUUCUUUUCAUUUGGAAAAGAUUCAAUGGUUGACACUUUUUAUGCUAUUGGACUUGUCAUGAGAAUUUGCCAAUCCAUUUCUGUCUUGGAGUUGCUGCACAUAUAUAUUGGCAUUGAAUCAAACCAUCUUUUCCCAAGGUUUCUGCAGCUCACAGAGAGAAUAAUUGUCCUUUUUGGGGUGAUCACCAGUCAAGAGGAAAUCCAAGAGAAAUAUGUAGUGUGUGUUUUAUUCAUCUUUUGGAAUCUAUUGGAUAUGGUUAGGUACACUUAUAGCAUGUUAUCAGUCAUAGGAACAUCUUAUGCUGUCUUGACGUGGCUCAGUCAAACACUGUGGAUGCCAAUUUACCCUCUGUGCGUUCUUGCUGAAGCAUUUGCCAUCUAUCAGUCACUGCCAUAUUUUGAAUCAUUCAGCACUUACUCUGCCAAGCUGCCCUUUGACUUAUCCAUCUACCUCCCAUAUGUGCUGAAGCUGUAUCUCAUGAUGCUCUUCAUAGGUAUGUAUUUUACCUACAAUCAUCUUUACUCAGAAAGAAGAGAUAACCUCAGAGUCUUUCCCAUUAAAAAGAAGAUAUGAUACACAGCAUAGUGAGUGAUGUGACAACAGAAAUAAGAUUUGUGGAUUCAGCUGCAACAAAUACACCAUGGGAAGUAUUGUGUGGCAAAAUAUCUAGUAUUUGAUAAAAACCGAUGACAUGAGAUAAUUGUACAUAUCAUCCAAUCCCCUUAACCAUUACCACAGCAAUUAUGUUUCUCGUCAUAUUUUCAAAACAUUCUGUAUAAUGUUCUUCAUCAAAGCUACGGAUUUUAUAUGAGUUAAAUUUACACUGUGAGAAGUUUGGUUAUUUUUCCUGUAAGUCUAAUGAGAAAUAAAAUCUACCAGAAUAAAUUUAAUUAAAUUGAGAAACAAAACUUUAAAAGCCAAAUUGUAUGAAUUUUAUGAAUUUUACUUCUGAGUUUUCAGAUACCAACAGAUUGAUAGAUAGGAGGGUAGCAUUGUAAAACAUACUCUGCAGUUGUGUAGAAUGACAUAUUUUAUACAUAAAUUGCCUUUACCCCUAAACCUAAUAAGAACCUUAAGGAUUAAAUACACUUAGAAAACUAGCUUUCCAAGCCCUCCGUCUAAACUUAGGUUGCUAAAUAACAAAACCCCCCAAACUGUGUGGUUUAAAUAGAAAUUUAUUUCAUGUAGUUUUGGAGGUUGGGAAAUAAAAUGUUAAGCCAAUUCUAUUCCUAGUUAAGGCUCUCCUUUUCAUUUGCAGCGUGAAAGAUUACCUCUCAAGUUUCUUCUUAGCAAUGGCACCAGCUAAUCCCACUAACGCUAUUGGGGUCUAAUUACCUCUCUUUUCAAAUAGGUUCCAGUGAAGGAGUAGGUCUUAACACAUGAAUUUAAGAAGAAGCUAGUAAUAAGUGGCUUAUACCU
This is a messenger RNA of Perognathus longimembris pacificus (Pacific pocket mouse), 1597 nucleotides long. It is a transcript of the gene Hacd4, whose product is annotated as 3-hydroxyacyl-CoA dehydratase 4. Gene Ontology annotation, cellular component: endoplasmic reticulum membrane. Gene Ontology annotation, biological process: sphingolipid biosynthetic process; very long-chain fatty acid biosynthetic process; fatty acid elongation. Bases 56 to 751 code for a protein of 231 amino acids. The record is from RefSeq and is a predicted model, not a curated record. The transcript has 7 exons. Gene Ontology annotation, molecular function: 3-hydroxyacyl-CoA dehydratase activity. NCBI's taxonomy places the organism in Eukaryota, Metazoa, Chordata, Mammalia, Rodentia, Heteromyidae.